CUCUCACCUUGUCGGGAGAAGCAUUCGAUGCUGGUGAGACGCGCCCUCUCUCCCGUCUACCUGUGACUUCCUCAAGCAUGGAGUCAGAAUAUGCUGUGAACCCAACGAUUCUAGACUACCUCGCAAGCCACCAUGAGUCUCGGGAUUCCGGUCCAUGGUAAAUACCUGUUCGUGGUCAUGGACUGGAGUUCGCAAGGCUAAGACAUGUCAGAGAAAUCAGCCGAUGCGCGCGCGUCUCCGAUGUCUUCCCCUUGGCUUCCCUCGCAUCCUUCGAGAAGCAGAUACUGCUACCGAAACUCAUCCCUUUAUUAUUGACGUCGCCGCCCGCGUUCCUGGUCUUGGUCCUGCAGGAUAACCACGCGGUCUAAUCGGUACUGAACACCCUAGCAUCGUAUUCUGUUAAAUUCAUCACGCCGCUCGAAAGCGGCGCAUCAACAUCCCUUGACCGAGUCUUCUGUUCCACGCCAAACGUGGAGUCCCCAAUGGCUACUAACGAUAAGCCACUUGUUCCGCUGCAGCGGUUUGGCUACCAGUCACAGAGCAGAUUCCAUUGCCGAGUGUAUCCCGAAGGUCGUCUGCCGGUGAUGGGGGAGGGUUGCUCUUACGUUCCCCACCUCCCAUGCUCGCGGGCACGUCUCCCUAGUUUAUAUUUGACCAGGCCUCCCGCCGAUCUGGUUUGGCUUCCGUCAAGCAUCUUGGUUACCACCUCAAACUCAUUCGUCCGCCACCCGAGCCAGCAUUUACUCAGCCUUCUCCCCCACGUCUCACUACGUCUAUUCGAAAAACUUGAGCUUCUACUGCGAGACUUCUCUCUUUCUCUCUCCAGACCCCCCGCUUUGAUGUCAGCCGAAUCAAAACUUUGAGAUCAGCUCCAGGUACACCCCACCACGAUGAGCGACACGGAGAAGGCUGCGGCCUCCCAUACAUCAGACCAAGGCACGCAGGAUGUUCCGCGUGACCCUGACGCGCAUCUCAGUGAAGAAGAGAGGCUUGAAGUCGAACGAAAGUUAGUCAGGAGGCUUGACUGGAUCCUGAUUCCAUGGCUAUGCAUCCUUUACCUCUUAGCUUUCCUUGACAGAACCAACAUUGGAAAUGCGAAAAUCGCCGGUUUGAACAAAGAUCUGGGCCUCACGAGUUCUAUGUACAACUCGUCGCUCACAAUCUUCUUCGUCUCGUAUGCGGUGUUCGAGCCCUUGACGAACAUUCUGCUCAAGAAAUUGCGACCGUCAAUCUUCAUUCCCAUCAUCAUGAUUCUCUGGGGGGCAUCAAUGACGGGCAUGGGGUUCGUACACAACUGGAGUGGGUUGAUGGCCGCGCGCUGGUUCUUGGGCCUUACCGAGGCUGGGCUUUUCCCGGGCGUCAACUACUACCUAUCAUGCUGGUACAAGAGAUCAGAAUUUGGCAUUCGCGCUGCCAUUUUUUUCUCAGCUGCAGCCAUCUCUGGCUCGUUCGGUGGCGCCCUCGCAGCAGGCAUCGAGCAAAUGGCCGGCGUCGGCGGCCGCCCGGGCUGGGCAUGGAUCUUCAUCCUCGAAGGCCUCCUCACCGUGGUCUUCGGCGUCGCCUCCUUCUGGAUGGUCCACGACUUCCCCGACGAGGCUAAGUUCCUCUCCGACGACGACCGGGCUCGUGUCAUUCGCCGUCUAAAGAUGGAUCAGCAGGCCUCUGCCAACCACGAGGAGUUCAAGAUGACGUUCUUCUGGCAGGCCGUCAAAGACUGGAAGAUGUGGCUGGGCAUGGUCAUCUACAUGGGCUGCGACAUGCCGCUUUACGCCUUUAGUCUGUUCUUGCCUACCAUUGUCAACGAACUUGGGUGGAAUACCAGUAUCGUACGAUCGCAGCUGAUGACGGUCCCGCCUUAUGCUGCGGCGGCGAUUUUCACCAUCUUUAUCGGAUAUGUGGCGGACAGGACGAAACAGCGUGGUCUAUGUAACAUUGGAGUCAGUCUCAUCGGCAUAGUGGGCUUCUGCAUGCUCAUCGCUACCGAGAGCGCCCAAGUCAAAUACGCAGGCACCUUUCUCGGAGCUCUCGGCAUCUACCCAUGCAUCGCCAACACCAUCACCUGGGUCGCCAACAACAAUGAGGGCGUCUACAAGCGCGGUGUGGUGCUAGGAUUCGUGAUUGGGUGGGGAAACCUGAAUGGCAUCGUCAGCUCUAACAUUUACUUCCAUGGGCCGCGGUUUCCAGAGGGCCAUGGCGUUGUGUUGGCGUACAUGUCCAUUUUCCUGUGCGGCGGCAGCGCUCUCAUGACGACGUUGCUCAGGAUCGAGAACAAGAAGAGGAGGCAGGGGAAGAGAGAUCACUGGGUGGAGAAUAAGUCUGAAAAGGAGAUCGAGGCGCUCGGAGACAAGAGGCCAGACUUCCAGUACACCUUGUAA
This is a messenger RNA of Colletotrichum scovillei, 2375 nucleotides long. Its product is annotated as major facilitator superfamily transporter. Gene Ontology annotation, cellular component: membrane. Gene Ontology annotation, molecular function: transmembrane transporter activity. Gene Ontology annotation, biological process: transmembrane transport. The transcript has 5 exons. Lineage: Eukaryota; Fungi; Ascomycota; Sordariomycetes; Glomerellales; Glomerellaceae. The record is from RefSeq and is a predicted model, not a curated record. Bases 891 to 2375 code for a protein of 494 amino acids.